UGCCUUCCAGAUAGCGAAUUAUCAUCGUUGCAUUUCUUAUUGUUUAUUUAUUACCGUCUCAUUAUGGUUUAAUGAAAGAGGAUUUCAUCCACGUGAACCCGUCCACACUUCCAGAAACAAAGUCGAAAAUGUUAUUAGUGAUUCCGUGUUAUGGGAAAAUAUGUCUCCGUUGCGAAAGUUUAAGGCAAAAAUCAAAUUUAGCCAUGGAGAAUGAAAGAAAUUCGGUAGCUACAACAUCCAGGAGAGAAUCAGAAGGAAUUACAGGAUGGAUAGAAUCCGUGAUUAUGACCGUGUCGCAGACUUCCAUAGGCCAGGCAUUGUUCAAAUUUAUCGACUCGUUUUUGUGGGUCGUGGAAAAAUCAACUCAAUGGAGCUUACCGGCUCAUGAAAUCGCGGCUGAGGAGAAUGGUAAAGUAUUUGGGAGAAUAGAGCUCGUGAGACCUUUGCCAUGGCUUCUCUUUCUGCCAGGAUUAGUGAUACUUCGAAUCAUCAGAUGUGGGCUCAACGUGGGUGCUUUUAUUUUGGGCUAUCCACGAAUACGACCAAGUGGAAUGGUAAAAUUCGUGCAAAAAACUCGCAGACGAUUAAGAGCGAUAAACGUAAAAGCAGUAAAAGCGAGGCGCAGAAUAACAUGUGCCAAGGACAAGAGGUUGACGAUGAUCGAGGCCAAGAAGGCUCUGAUCAGAUCCAUCAGAUUGACUCUGUCGACUUUGUCUUGUUUGGAUACGUCUAAAUCAUCCCCCUCGCCACCCCCGAUGAAAAUUCGUGUAGGUCAAAUGGAUUUCGACACGAUAGCAACACCAGAAGAGAAGUCGACCACGGAAUCUGUCGGCAGCCCUGUACUCCACGAAAUGAAACGCAAAUUCUCCCAGAUAUUAGACGAUGAAAGUUCCGAUGGCUCGGAUAACGAGACACUUCGUACAAAACUCGAGAGACUAGCAAUGGAGAACAGCACGGACGAUUCUGAUUUCAACAUUGCCGAAUGUUCAAUAGAAUCGAGCACAGGGAGCAGCGAAAACGAUCCGGACAAGGAGAUAUCAUUUAACGAGACGGCCGAGAUCCAGAGGGAAGCUUGCAAAUUCUUGAAGGAUGAUACGUACCAGCUAAUGUCUCUGAAAUUGCAGAUAGCGAAAUCGAUGAAGGACGAGGAAACGAAGGAUGGCGCGAAACUCGAGGGCGCCAUGGACAGUUCUGAAUCCGCGGUGGCAAAGGCGAGCAGUGUGACCAAAGACUUCAUCAAUGGAGAAAUAAAUUCUGCAUUGCAACAAUCGUCCACAGUUUCAGAACCAAGCUCAGCGCCAGAAGAUACCGAAGAGAAGAAAACUUCGACCCCCCCUACAACAGAAGCUUGCACCUUAUCGAAAUCCGAUAGCUCUCCCUCGAAGGAGAACUCCUCAGAAGUCUGCGCGUCGCCAAAAUCUCGUAGCUCCCCCUCAAAAGGGAAUUCCUCAGAAGUUUCCACGUCACCGAAGACUCGUAGCUCUCCCUCGAAAGAGAGUCCCCCGAAAACUCAAACUCAAACAGAGACAAAUCAAACGAAAUCUCGUGAUUCUCCUUCGAAAGAGAGUUGUUCAGAAACAUCAGAAGCGAGCACACUAUCGAAAUCUCGUAAUUCCCCUUCGAAAGAGAGUUGUUCAGAAGCAUCAGAAGCGAGCACACUAUCGAAAUCUCGUGAUUCUCCUUCGAAAGAGAAGGAGACACGGGCGUCAGAAGCUUCCGCGUUAUCGAGAACUCGUAGAUCUCCUUCAAAAGAGAGUUAUUCAGCCGUACAAGGGAAAUCUUAUUACAAGUCCAAAAAAUAUGGCCGCAAUAAACCUACAUGGACCGAACAGUGAACACAGAUGGAGACGCUGUUCCCUCUUAAAAGUUCCUUCACUGUGAUUUUCAUUAAUACACUUAAGCCACAAGAUGCUUGUGGCUUAUUUUUUAUUAUUUAUUCGAUUAAUAAUUGAAAUUAGAAAAGGUAUCGCGAAAUCGUUCCAUCGCGAUGAUUAAUAAUUUGUACGAUAAAAAGAAGACGAAGAAUUUUUUCACGAAAAAUAUCAAAAAACUUUUCUAAUCUCCGGUUUUCAUCGAAGCAAGUUCGUUGUAAUUUACGUUGUUCGUUUUGUUUUUUUACUGAAUAAUUGUAAUGAAACAAGCUGAAUAAAUAACAUAUUUGUUUUACAAAAAGGAAAAAAAAAUAAAGAAAAACAUUUUGCAGCAACUUCC
This is a messenger RNA of Apis florea (little honeybee), 2211 nucleotides long. RefSeq lists its product as uncharacterized. The record is from RefSeq and is a predicted model, not a curated record. Lineage: Eukaryota; Metazoa; Arthropoda; Insecta; Hymenoptera; Apidae.